Mercurialis annua (annual mercury) is the source of this 2326-nucleotide messenger RNA. RefSeq names its product probable glycosyltransferase At3g07620. The transcript has 5 exons. The coding region runs from base 55 to 1938 and encodes 627 amino acids. NCBI's taxonomy places the organism in Eukaryota, Viridiplantae, Streptophyta, Magnoliopsida, Malpighiales, Euphorbiaceae. Gene Ontology annotation, molecular function: glycosyltransferase activity. The record is from RefSeq and is a predicted model, not a curated record.
ACUCUAAAACGGCGCCGUUCUGAGAAUCAACAUUAGUGGCUUAUAUGUAAUAAAAUGACAAAACGAGGACAAAUAACAAUACUGAGUGAGAGAGUAGCAAAACUGAGUGAGGAGCGGCCAUGGAAACUGAUCCCAACCUCAGAAAUAAUUGAUAUUUUCCGGGGUAGAUUAUGUGGUGUUAAAAUGCGGCGGCGUUUGUUGAUGAUCAUCACCUUGGCAAUUGUAAUCGCCGCCGUAUUUCAGUGUUUUUCACUUCCUUAUCGGAAAAAAUGGUCGGUAUCAUCACAAGCUGAUGAGGGUUCUGUAAUUUUGCUGACCAGUAAUGCUAGUUUAUCGAAUAAAUUAAGACCACGGCCGGUCGAUAACACGAAUUUUUCCGACCUGGACGAAGUUGGAGAUGAGAAUGUUGGGGUAGACAGAGAUAUGAACUACAAUUUCUCAUCAAAUGAGAGUCGACACACUGAGCUCACAGUUGUAGCUCUUGACAAGAGUUUGAUGUCGGAAAAUGAUGCGAGUGUGUAUGAUAGUCCUGUUCGAGUAAGUGCUGGAGAUAUUAGACAUGGUAACUUGGAGUUGGAGCAGGCUGAGAAAUUUGAAAAUAUGAAAGCUGACACGGGUUUUACAUUUGAUGUAACAAGAGUAGCAGAAUUACAGCUCAAAAUUAAUGUCUCUGUUGCGUUAAAUAAUUAUUCGAGGGAUGGUAUUUCGGCUUUAAUUAAGGCGACACAACCAACUUCAAUAUCUCAGAUGAAUGAUCUGUUGCUUCAAAGUUUUGUUUCAUCUCAUUAUGUGAGGCUGCAACGGUCUUCAGCGCGUGAUCGUGAACUUCUGUUGGCAAAAUUGAAGAUAGAGAAUGCUCCUAUUGUAAGAAGUUCCACAGGACUUCAUGCUUCUGCUUUUCGAAACAUUUCCAUGUUUAAAAGGAGUUAUGAGUUGAUGGAACGCUUGCUGAAAGUUUACGUAUAUAAGGAAGGUGAAAAGCCGAUAUUUCAUCAAUCUAAGAUGAGGGGAAUAUAUGCAUCAGAGGGGUGGUUUUUGAAGCAUAUAGAGGGAAGUAAAAAGUUUGUAGUGAAGGACCCUAGAAAAGCUCAUUUAUUUUUCUUGCCAUUUAGUCCGCAAAUGUUAAGGACCUUUCUAUUUGGACAGAAACAUCAGAGUCAGAAGGACCUUGAAGGAUAUUUGAAGAACUACGUCGAUUUAGUUGCACAAAAGUAUAGUUUCUGGAACAGAACUGGAGGAGCAGAUCAUUUUCUCGUUGGCUGUCAUGACUGGGCAUCACGUAUCACUAGGCAGCAUAUGAAGAACUGCAUCAGAGUUCUUUGUAAUGCCAAUGUUGCUAAAGGCUUCAAAAUAGGAAAAGAUACAACUCUUCCAGUUACAUAUAUACGUUCCGCUGAGAACCCAAUAAAAGACGUUGGCGGAAAACCUCCUUCCGAAAGAUCUAUGCUGGCCUUUUUUGCCGGAGGCAUGCACGGUUAUCUGCGACCCAUCCUGGUACAGUUUUGGGAGAAUAAAGAAUCUGACAUGAAAAUUUUCGGUCCAAUGCCACGUGAUAUUGAAGGGAAAAGACUCUACAGGGAGUACAUGAAGAGUAGCAAGUAUUGUGUAUGCGCUAGGGGUUACGAAGUUCACACUCCUCGCAUAGUUGAAUCCAUAUUCUACGAGUGUGUACCUGUCAUCAUAUCGGAUAAUUAUGUCCCUCCAUUUUUUGAGGUAUUGAACUGGGAUGCGUUUGCCGUGUUUGUCCAAGAGAAAGAUGUUCCAAACUUGAGGAACAUUCUUCUGUCGAUCCCGGAAGAGAAGUACCGUGCUAUGCAGUUUAUGGUUAAGAUGGUACAACAACAUUUUCUUUGGCACAAAAAUCCUGUGAAGUACGAUCUCUUCCAUAUGAUCCUUCAUUCAGUUUGGCACAACAGAAUCUUUCAGAUGAAAAUGUAAGAACUUAUAGAAAUGCUUCGUGUGAUGGCGUUUGAAAUAAACCUGACACAGAUUGUUGAAGCUCAAAGAACUAACUACCGUGCUGGUUGAUUUUGAUUGAAAUAGUCGUUGUGAAUCCUAGAACACGCGCUGAUGAUUGAGCAGACUAAUUGUUUAUCAAUCUUCUUGAUGACUAAAGUUAAUUGGCAUGGCUUACUGAAAAGUGGUCCGACUGCUCCGUGACCAAAUUACAGAGAUCAUAACUGAAAAGAUCGGAAUUCAUGCUAAUGUCAUAGAAUUACUGAUCAGUUUCGCUGUCAUGAAACCAAAUUGCUGUAUGAUUGAUCUGAAUAUGUACAUAAAUAGUGUUUUGUCAUAAUUUUGAAUGUAAAGUUGAGUGUUUCCUUUC